This is a messenger RNA of Lemur catta (Ring-tailed lemur), 1828 nucleotides long. RefSeq names its product lysosomal associated membrane protein family member 5 (gene LAMP5). The transcript is spliced from 6 exons. The record is from RefSeq and is a predicted model, not a curated record. NCBI's taxonomy places the organism in Eukaryota, Metazoa, Chordata, Mammalia, Primates, Lemuridae. Gene Ontology annotation, cellular component: membrane. The coding region runs from base 285 to 1127 and encodes 280 amino acids.
ACAACCACUCCUGCCACACAACCGGAUUCCUUUCAGCAUUCGCGGGCGUGGACAGCUCCCUCGCUUCGCGCUCGUUGCCUCUGCAGUGAGCUGACUUAUCUGCCAGCAGCGGUCGGCGCGGCACCGGCACCGGGUCCCAGCCGGCGCUCGCGGGACCCGCGCUCCCUCCCUCCCCGCUCCCCGCCCCUCGCCCACCCCGGCCCACUCCGGCGGCGACUUUGAGGGAUUCCCUCUCGGGCGGCUUCUGCAGCAGCACAGCUGGCCUCGUUCGCGGCGCUGCAAGCAUGGAUCUCCGAGGAAGAGCCGUCCCCAGCGUCGACAGACUUGGAGUUCUCCUGAUGCUGUUCCAUACAGUGGCUCAAAUCACGGCAGAACAAGAAGUGGAAAAUCUCUCAGGCCUUUCCACUAACCCUGAAAAAGAUAUAUUUGUGGUGCGGGAAAAUGGGACGACGUGUCUCAUGGCAGAGUUUGCAGCCAAAUUUAUUGUACCUUAUGAUGUGUGGGCCAGCAAUUACGUAGAUCUGAUCACAGAACAGGCCGACAUCGCCUUGACCCGGGGAGCGGAGGUGAAGGGCCGCUGUGGCCCCAGCGAGUCGGAGCUGCAGGUGUUCUGGGUGGAUCGCGCUUAUGCGCUCAAAAUGCUCUUUGUAAAGGAAAGCCACAACACGUCCAAGGGACCCGAGGCGACUUGGAAGCUGAGCAAGGUGCAAUUUGUCUACGACUCCUCUGAGAAGACCCACUUUAAAGACGCAGUCAGUGCUGGGAAGCACACAGCCAACUCGCAUCACCUCUCUGCCUUGGUCACCCCAGCUGGGAAGUCCUACGAGUGUCAAGCUCAGCAAACCAUUUCACUGGCCUCCAGCGAUCCUCAGAAGACAGUCACCAUGAUCCUGUCUGCAGUCCACAUCCAACCCUUUGACAUCAUCUCAGAUUUUGUCUUCAGUGAAGAGCAUAAAUGCCCAGUGGAUGAGAGAGAGCAAUUGGAGGAAACCUUGCCCUUGAUUUUGGGGCUCAUCUUGGGCCUCGUCAUCGUGGUAACGCUUGCGAUUUACCACAUCCACCACAAAAUGACUGCCAACCAGGUGCAGAUCCCUAGGGACCGAUCCCAGUAUAAGCACAUGGGCUAGGGGUGACCAGGCAGGCAGCCCCCAAACCCUCUCCCUCAACUGGAUCAGGUAGAACAAGAGCACUUUUCCACCUCAUACACGGGAUACACCAACAUAGCUACAAUCAAACAGGCCUGGGUAUCCGAGGCUUGCUUGGCCUGCGCCCAUGCUUAAACCCAGGGAUCAGGGGAUUCUUUUGGAUUUAUGGGGUGAAUGGCAAUUGUUCUCUCCAUGCUGGGGAGUGGGGAAGGAGGGGCACAGCCAGCUUUCAUGCUCAUGGAGGCUUGGCUUUGACUCUCCAAGGAGCCACAAAUGCCACUUGGAGUGGUAUCUGGCCCCAAAGUUUAUGGACUGAAACCAUACUUCUUUUGGGAGGAAACCCCUUUUUUGGUUCAGAGGACUAGGGGGUGGUUUGCUCCCUUGGACACAGCUGGCUUACCCUAUACAGUUGUCAGCGCACACAAGUACAACCUCAUGCUCCCUACAGUAAGACCCCUGAAAGUGACCCACGCUUCUGGCUGGCAUUCUGCAUGUCUAGUGAUUGUCUUGGGAAUGUUUCUCUGCUACCCGCACCCAGUGAACUUUGCAGCGCAAGAACCCGUUAAAUGUAACUAUGCAGAGUCGUUUGGACUUCAUAAUGUGCCAGGUCCAAAUAAGGUGACCUGAAGAAUCAAUCCAUGUGAGUUUGUUUUUCCAAAUGAAUUAAAACACACUACUCUCUG